Molecule: messenger RNA, 412 nt
Organism: Racocetra persica
Lineage: Eukaryota; Fungi; Glomeromycota; Glomeromycetes; Diversisporales; Gigasporaceae
Source: the annotation of a GenBank genome assembly
GCAUCAUAUUCAUGCUGAUUAUGUGAUUUUUCGAAUUUAUAACUUGGAAGGCAUUUGUCAGAGUCUUGAGUUAUCAAAAGAAGGUGUGAAAAUGGACUUAAUCCAAAGAUUAAAAGUAUAUUCAAAUAAAAUAACUUUAAGAGAGGGAAAUUCAGAAUUGCCAGAUAUCAGAGAAAAUGAUGGGUUCGUUGAAGAGGAUGAUUCAGAUAUGGACCUAGUAAAUCAAGAUAAUAUGAACUCAGAUGUAGAAGAAAAUAAUGAGAUUCAAACCUUGAAAGAACAUGUACAAAAAUCCAGAAGGAAGGAUUUAGUAGAACCUUCAAAAAGUAUUCCACAAGUCUCAACGGAUUCCACUCAAAUGCAAGAGAUGGGGGACCAACCGUAUAAUCGAAUCACAAAAGCAAAUAAGUGA